Folsomia candida is the source of this 1554-nucleotide messenger RNA. RefSeq names its product zinc finger protein 91. NCBI's taxonomy places the organism in Eukaryota, Metazoa, Arthropoda, Collembola, Entomobryomorpha, Isotomidae. The record is from RefSeq and is a predicted model, not a curated record. The transcript has 2 exons. Gene Ontology annotation, molecular function: RNA polymerase II cis-regulatory region sequence-specific DNA binding; DNA-binding transcription factor activity. Bases 784 to 1344 code for a protein of 186 amino acids. Gene Ontology annotation, biological process: regulation of transcription by RNA polymerase II.
AUAAGCGAAGCCAUCCGAGGGAGACAGGGAUCAACAAGCUCCCCGUCAAACAAGAGCUCACUUCUUGUUCCAGAAAUGUUAGAAAUUUCCAAGAUUUCUACCCAGUUUAAAUUGAGAAAAAAAGAGUAGCGAAGUAGCGAAAACUGGACGUAAUUUGAAAAUUGUGGAGAAUCCUGAAACGCAAGAUUCGACGUGAGAACGAUUCUUUAACCGACUGCCUGCAUCCCGAACACGCAAAUUUGAGCCUUUGGCCCCACACGCACCGGAAGUUGCUCGCAGGACAGAAAGCGCUCGUCCCCACAAUGAAGAAAUUGGACCGUUUUCGAGAAAAUGGACGCCUUCCUCCUCACUCCGUCCAACCACGUGACGAUAACCACGUGCCCUCACCUUCAGCCAACAGCAGGCCAUCAAAACCCGAGAAAAUCUUCCCAUGCAAAAUCUGUCUUCGUCCCUUCACCAACGGAACCAGUGCCCACCUCCACGCCCGCACCCACCUCAACUCCGCCGAGCUGGAGCAGUCCUCACUUUUCCAUGAAAAAUGUCCCCACUGCCAAAAAGUGUUCCUCGAUCGUCAUAACUUUACCGACCACGUGAACGCGCACGAAGGUCAGAAGAGCCACGCCUGCCCCGUGUGCAAACAGAAGUUCACCACGAAAGGACACUUGACCCGGCAUCGCUUCGUCCACCUGAGUCGCGAAGAGCGCGCGGCGGUGCGGCAGGACUGGCGACACGGCUGCUACUUCUGCACCAAACGAUUCCAAGAUCCUUCUCAUCUCGGUUGUCAUGUGGCGACCCACACGAAAGAAAAAGUGGGCGGAAAGUGUCACACUUGUCGAAAAAACGUUCUCCAAACACGACCUGGCCAGGCAUCGGUUCCGCCAUCUCAGCGAGGACGAGAAGGUCGCCCUCGUGAAGCAGGGUUCGGGUCGAGAAUGUCUAUUCUGUCAGAAGAAAUUCCCCGAUAACCACACUUAUCAUAAGCACCUGGUCUCCCACACGAAAGAAAAACCUUUUCCAUGCGACCAGUGUGAGAAGCAGUUUAGUUUGAAAAGUAACUUAACCAUGCACAAGCGCAGUCACACUUCGAACCCGAAAACGGUCAAGUGUGACGAGUGUGGCCUUCAGUCGAAAACAAGUUCUGACCAGACACAAGACGACGGUUCACCGGAAGCUGAAGGACUUCGCGUGUCCCGAGUGCGGCAAGAAGUUUGGGAGGAAGAGUCACGUGGUGCGACACGUGAGCAGUGUUCAUGCCAAAAUCCGGCUCCCCUGCCCCCACCACUGUGGGAAGACGAGAAGGGCCAUCUUGGGAAGCACGUGAAGAAGAUUCAUCCCCCUGAAUAAGGAUUCAUCUGGCAACUCAGCCCUUGUUAAAAGACGAUAUGUUUCCAUACUUUAGAUUUUUAUAUGUUCCACAUUUUUCGAUUUAUGACGAGAUAAUUAUUUUUGUACGACUGAUAAAAAUGGCAUAAUUAAGUAAACGUGACACGAUUUUUGUGACCAUUUUGACCAUGAUGAUUUUUAUGGAGUAAAGACAUUCUGUUUUUUGUAAAA